AUGUGAUGUGAUGAGAGGAAACCAAACCUGUAAAAAAGAUGGAAAUUGCAGUGGGAAGAUGCUUACAUAGUUUGGCACAUUCUGCUUUCCCUGCAAGAAAGAUCACAUGUUAUAAAACAGGCUAUGGCAUUGGCAGGAAUACUACUAACUGGAUUGUUAAAAGGAACUGUCGUACCGUUGUAGUUCAAGCGCAGGAUCGCCAAACAUGGCUUCCUGGACUUGACCCUCCGCCUUAUCUUGAUGGAACGCUUCCUGGAGAUUUUGGAUUUGAUCCUCUGGGGCUUGGGGAGGAUCCGGAAAGCUUGAAGUGGUACGUUCAGGCAGAGCUAGUUCAUUCCCGGUUCGCCAUGGCUGGAGUAGCUGGAAUUCUUGUAACAGAUCUUCUACGUGUGACGGGAAUAAGCAAUUUGCCUGUCUGGUAUGAAGCUGGAGCCACCAAAUUUGGUUUUGCUAGCACGCAGACGUUGUUCAUCGUUCAACUACUGCUGAUGGGUUUUGUUGAAACCAAAAGAUACAUGGAUUUCAAGAAUCCAGGAUCUCAAGCCAAAGAGGGAUCGUUUUUCGGCAUAGAAGUCGCCCUCGAAGGGCUGGAACCAGGGUAUCCUGGAGGACCACUGCUUAAUCCUCUUGGCCUGGCAAAGGACAUAAAGAAUGCUCAUGAAUUGAAGCUCAAGGAGAUUAAAAAUGGAAGGUUAGCAAUGGUGGCUAUGCUGGGCAUAUUCAUACAAGCUUAUAUUACUCAUGUCGGUCCCAUUGACAAUCUUAUAGAGCACCUCUCUAAUCCUUGGCACAAAACAAUCAUUCAGACACUUUCUGGAUAGACUUCUUAAGCAUUCAGAAAAAUUUCGUCUAAGUCACAUCAUUCCAAUUCUUUUUCUCUGUGUCGAGCAAAAGAGUAGAUAUACUGCAAAUAAUUUGUUCAUUGUAUUGAUUUAAAUCACAAGGAGGUUCCAACUAGUCUAUCUUUCGACA
Messenger RNA from Andrographis paniculata, 972 nucleotides. RefSeq names its product photosystem I chlorophyll a/b-binding protein 5, chloroplastic. Gene Ontology annotation, cellular component: membrane. Gene Ontology annotation, biological process: photosynthesis, light harvesting in photosystem I; response to light stimulus. NCBI's taxonomy places the organism in Eukaryota, Viridiplantae, Streptophyta, Magnoliopsida, Lamiales, Acanthaceae. The transcript is spliced from 5 exons. The record is from RefSeq and is a predicted model, not a curated record. Bases 39 to 821 code for a protein of 260 amino acids.